This is a messenger RNA of Gaeumannomyces tritici R3-111a-1, 2328 nucleotides long. RefSeq lists its product as hypothetical. The coding region runs from base 724 to 1680 and encodes 318 amino acids. Lineage: Eukaryota; Fungi; Ascomycota; Sordariomycetes; Magnaporthales; Magnaporthaceae. The transcript is spliced from 2 exons. The record is from RefSeq and is a predicted model, not a curated record.
CCCUGAAACUCGCACAGCCAUGGGCUCUAUGCGGUCCGUCUCCAAAUAUCUUUCGGGGUCAGGGCGAAGGCGGUGGUCGAAUCAUGGAGCCAGGCCCGGCUCCAGACACCGCCAGCAAAAGAGCGGGCGGGACAGUCAAUGCUGGAAUCCGAUUUGAAACAAAAAUUCCAAGCAGGACCUCGAUGGAACCUUAGACCGUCAGCGCAUCGAACUGGCGGUCCGGUCUUGCCAACUUGACAACAAACUCUUCCGUCUUUCCAGCCUGUAAGGUACCAGACCUGCGGCUCUCUUUCGGACAGAUAACUCUAAAUAGGGAUUUCUGAAUCGCGGGCAAACGAACCAUCCAGCAGGACCUUGCUCCAAGAACCGUCUCGAAUUGGCGCCGAUGAAUCAGGCGUGGACCUCCGUCAUCGACCGCCGCUGAUUCCCGACCCCCAUCCACCACCUCGAAAUCCAGCAAAUCGCCCGCCCUCGACGCACAGCCGACCCAGCCAUUUCUUACGAAGCCACGACCCGCCACCCAUAAGCGCGCCGAAGAGCAAGACGACAGGAGGCCGCCAGCCACAGCCCCGGCCUCGGGGACGCCACGACAUAGCCCAAACCUAGCUCUCCAAGGGCGUUCGGCAAUCAAUCGAGAGAAGAAGAGAAGACCGUGAGAGAAUAAGCAACCCAGGGGAGGGGAGGGAAAAAAGGGAAAAAAAAUAGCAAAGAAACCAGCCCACCAUGUCGGCCUGGUACUCCAACAUCCUCACGACGACCACGUCGCGCAUCACGAACCUGCGCACGACGCUCCUGGGCGGCGACGCCGACGGCGACACCGAGGACGACACCAACGUCUGCCGCGUCCUGCGCGCCUACUACACCGAGAAGGGCCGCCCCUUCCCCGGCUGGCUCCCGCCCGACCCCAAGGCCCCGCCGCCCGCCGCCCCCGUCUACGCCCAGCCCACCGUCGGCAGCCGGUACGGGGCGGCGCCCGGCGGAGGACCGGGCGGCGGUGCUGCCGCGGCAAGCGGGCUGAGCUCGCUCUGGGACACGUCGGGCGGCGGCGGCGGCAGGCAGGACCAGCAGUCGCUGCGGCAGGGCCGGGGCCAGCCGCCGCCGAUACGCGGACAACAGCAGCAGCAGCAGCAGCAGGGCGGCGGCGGCGGGAGGCUGAACCCAUUUGGCGGUGGUGGCGGCGGCGGGGACCCGCGCGACGAGGUGCAGGCGCGCCCGCUGCCCAGCCAGCGCGCCGGGAGCUACCAGACGGCAUACGGGGGAGGGCCGGGCGCCGGCACGCCGCCGCCGGGGAGCGGCGGGUCGGCGCAGGACAGGCUACGGAACAAGCUCUUCCGCGGCGGCGGCCCGGCCAGCGGCGGCGCUAGGACCGUCAGCCCGGUCGGCAGCGGCCCGUACCAGCCGCCGGCUCCCAGCAGCGGCGGCGGCGGCGGCGGGUACGGCAGUGAUAACGGGGCGGGCUACGGCGGUGGGGGUAGGGCAGGUGGAGGAGGUGGUAGUGGCUACGGCGGAGGGGGAGGCGGAGGGGGCUACGAGGACAGGUCUGCGCCGGGCGGUAUGUACGAUAAUCAGCCAUCUGGUUAUGGUGGUGGCGGCGGCGGCGGCGGUGGUGGUGGACGACAAGCGGGCGGCCUGCCAUCAGGGCCGAGAAGAGGUCCACCCCAGGGGCCGCGAAUGCGAUGACGCGGCGGCGAAAUACCAUGGACGGCGGAGCCGUCGCUGUCACAAAAUGUCACCACGGUUGCCAUCAGCCGGCACUCUAACAACGAAGAAGGUCCCCUCGAUAUCGAACUCGGUCGUGCCUGUGUCGACAUAUGCCUAGGCAUGCCGCGGUGCUGUGCAAACAAAGAACCCACGACACGAGCGGACAGAUAGUCACCUUGAUGGCGGCGUCUGGAUGGAUGCAGUCCCGAAACCGUGUGUCCAGAAUAUGUUGGGCUUUAUACAGUUCAAUAACCUUUCUCUAAACUGCCGGGUCAUACGUCUUGCGGUGGGUGUAUCGAUUCGCAUACUGGCUUUGCUCUUAUUCGACAAUCCCACAACGCACGGCGCCGUUGAGCCUGCAGGCCAGGGAACUCUCAUUGCAACCCACAUUCCCUUUGCAAACAUAUGAGGAUUUUCUCUGUAGCUUUUGAAUCGUUUGUGAAAACUUCCUCUUUCUUGGGUCCUUUACUGUUUAUGCCCGUCUGUCAACUAUUCCUGUCCAGUGCCUUCUAAAGGCCGCGCUGGUGGUGACGCAACCUUCGCCUCCAGUGGCCAGGCUCCAGGCUGCACCCCUGUCCACCCUGCCCGGGGCUGGGACCUUCAAUGUACCCCGACCCCAAAGCACAG